UAUUGAAUUCAUUCAGUUUAAGAAAGUGUAAUGAAGCGAGUAACUUCAAUGUAAGCUUCUAUUCGACUCAAUGAUUUCGAUAGUAUUAGUGGAUUAUAAUAUUUUUAAAACAUCUGUUAUCUUAAAUUAAGAAAAAUACAUAACAUACACUUUUUUUUUAACCUCGAAUUUUCCAAUGCCAGGGUUUGACGUUAGUAAAUUUCAUCAACUCGGAAAAAAAAUUGUCGGAGCUGGUUUGAAUUACAAAUCUUUACUAAAAGAAAAGGGUUUUCCUGAGCCAAAGGAACCUGUUAUAUUUGUAAAACCGACGUCAACAUAUCUGUUAGAAGGAAGUCCAAUCAUCAUCCCUAAAGGCUACGAUGUGUUCAACGAGAUAGAACUGGGCGUGAUCAUCGGGCGGAAGGGCAAGGACAUCAGAGCGGAAGAGGCGACCCGCUACAUCGGAGGGUACUGCCUGGCCCUGGACCUGACGGCGAUGAACAUCCUCAACGAGCACCGCAAGGAAGGGCUGCCCUGGCUGGUCUCGAAGGGGUUCGACACGGCCACCCCGAUCAGCGCCCCCGUCCCCGCCGCCUGCCUGCCCGACCCCCCCGCCGCCCGCCUCUGGUGCUGCGUCGACGGCCGCCUCCGGCAGGACGACAGGAUCUGCGGCAUGAUCUUCUCCAUCCCGCGCCAGCUCGCUUUCAUGUCCAAGAACAUGACCCUCGAGCCCUACGACCUCAUCCUCACCGGCUCUCCCGCGGGGGUCGGUCCCAUCAAGCAGGGCAAUGUCAUCCAGGGAGGUCUGGAAGAUAUCCUCUCCAUCAACUUCAACGUGUGCUAGCUGCAGGUGGAGAAUUGAACCGUUAUCCAAAUUAAAUGUGUCAUCAUUAUCACUUUGUGUUUGUAGUUUUUGCAUCCUUUAUUGACGAAUUAACUAUUAAUACAAAAAUAAUUUGAAACUUUUUAACAAAAUAUAAAUGAGGUUUUAAGCCUGGCACCUGUAUAC
Messenger RNA from Nezara viridula (southern green stink bug), 988 nucleotides. NCBI's taxonomy places the organism in Eukaryota, Metazoa, Arthropoda, Insecta, Hemiptera, Pentatomidae. The record is from the annotation of a GenBank genome assembly.